This is a messenger RNA of Oncorhynchus kisutch (coho salmon), 4523 nucleotides long. Its product is annotated as CD209 antigen-like protein C. Gene Ontology annotation, biological process: axon guidance; negative chemotaxis; neural crest cell migration. Gene Ontology annotation, molecular function: chemorepellent activity; semaphorin receptor binding. Gene Ontology annotation, cellular component: plasma membrane. The coding region runs from base 300 to 854 and encodes 184 amino acids. Lineage: Eukaryota; Metazoa; Chordata; Actinopteri; Salmoniformes; Salmonidae. The record is from RefSeq and is a predicted model, not a curated record. The transcript is spliced from 11 exons.
AUUUGAACGCUUCCUGGUUUAACACAUUGUAAUAGUUCUAUUACAUACUGUACUGUACCUGACCUGGAGGUUAAGUAGCCUAUUAUACCGUGUUAGAAAUAGCACCAAAUCGGACACCGAAUAGGUAGGUGAGAAUAAAAAAAUACGCCGUAUUUUGAUACACUUCAACCGUACUUUUUUGUUUUGUUGGUUUCUGUAGGCGCUUCGUUCCCCCCUGUCCUCCACUUUUGACAGAACGCCCCGAGCGCACUUUUAAUGAUGCUUAACUGACGCGCGGUCAUCAACGGACAUUCUUCCUGAUGUCACUUCUCAACAUGCGGACCACCUGUUUUAUGGCCGUGAUCUUGUGGCUCACAACUGGUUCAACUCGUUGUCAAACACCAAUUCCCAAUGUUCACGGAGGGUUAGGUGCAGUUCUGGGGGUGUCCAACGCCAGCGUCCUCCUGCAAGACCCCAGCUCUGAGACACUCUACCUGGGAGCCAGAGACUCCAUCCUGGCCCUGCACACCUCCAACCUCACCUGGAAACACUCAUCAAUUAAGUGGGAGGCAACAGAAGAGGAGAGGAAGUCCUGUAUGGGUAAAGUCAAGAGAGAGGAUGACUGUUAUAACUACAUCUGUCUGCUGGAGGUUCUGAAGGAUGGAAGGAUCUACGUCUGUGGCUCCUACGCCUACAAUCCCCAGUGUGCUUUCAUAGACCCAGUGACGUUUGUCCUAGUGAAGGAAGGUGGUGACAAAGUGAAGAUGGAGAAUGGGAAGGGGAAAUGUCCUUAUGAUCCCAGACAACCUCACACUGCUGUUACUGCAGGUAUUGGAGGAGUGGAGAGCCUAAUGGUGGUGAAGAUGGAAGACUAAGACUCUACAGGCUGGCUGCUGUGUGUUUAGGAGUGCUGUGUGUUCUACAAGUCACUCUCAACAUCUCCCUGAGGCUGGCUUUCUAUAACAGAGGCAAUGAGACUGCAGAGAAAGACCUGCUACAGACCAGUUACAAAACCCUGACUGAAGAGAGAGACCAGCUACAGACCAGUUACAAAACCCUGACUGAAGAGAGAGACCAGCUACAGACCAGUUACAACACCCUGACUGAAGAGAGAGACCAGCUAAAACCCAUUUCCAACAUUCUGACUAAAGAGGGAGAGCAGCUACAGACCAGGUACAACACCCUGACUAAAAAGAGAGACCAGCUACAGACCAGGUACAACACCCUGACUAAAGAGAGAGACCAGCUACAGACCAGUUACAACACCCUGACUAAAGAGAGGGACCAGCUACAGAAGGAUAGAGAUGAUCUCACGUCAAAGUUCUCUAAUCUGAAACAAACAUGUCCUGAAGGCUUUCAGAAGUUUGAAUCCAGUUGGUACUUCCUGUCUACAGUGAAAAAACCCUGGAAGGAGAGUAGACAGGACUGUCUGAAGAGAGGAGCAGACAUGGUGAUCAUAAACAGUGAUAAGGAACAGGAGUUUCUAUUCAGCUUCAAUAAGAGAGCCUGGAUUGGUCUGACUGACUCUGUUACUGAGGGGGCCUGGAAAUGGGUGGACGGCACCCCACUGACCACCCCAAGUUACUGGCACUCACAGCAACCUGAUAAUGGUGGUGACAACCCAGCAAAUGGGGAGGAGGACUGUGUUGAACUGAACACAGAAACCUGGCGUCCUGUAAAGGCAUGGAAUGACCAGUCAUGUUUACACAAUCGUUACUGGAUUUGUGAGAAAGUGGUUUAACGUCACCAUUACAACAGAGGAGGCUGGUGGGAGGACGCGCACACAUACAGCACCUUACAGUGCACACAACUUCAUUCUCUCUCUCUAAGACACACACACACCAACCCACUGCUGGUACUGUACUGAGGGGCAAACAACCUGAUAAUGGUUGUGAACCAGGAUAUAUUGUAACAAGGACUGUGCUGAUGUUAAUAUUGGGUAUUCUGAGCCUGUAUAUAAAUAUUCUGACAUAUCAUUUACCUCUCAACAUAACUGGAUUUGUGAAGAGUUAUACAGUAGCUCAUUAUAUAGCAUUGCUACAGUGCUAAUGCAUCUCUCUCUAGGUAAACAGUAUGUAGACAUACUGUCAUCUGUAAAAUGCUUGUAUUCAUUGUUUAAAUAGAAACAUAUUAUGUGAUUUGCCAUAAUGUGAUUUUAGUCAAUUAUUAGCAUAAACGACUUUAGUAAGAAGAUGAACUAAGGCUCAGAUUAAGUAAGAAAGGAACCUAUCAGGUGUCAAUUUACCAGCUUCCUGAUUGAAUGUGAUUGGAUUGUUAAAACAAUGUGACUUGCAGUUGGACACAGACAGAAGGCAGAACAGUACUGAGAGGAUACAUGCUGCACCUAGGCAGACACACACAGACAGAAGGCAGAACAGUACUGAGAGGAUACAUGCUGCACCUAGGCAGACACACACAGACAGAAGGCAGAACAGUACUGAGAGGAUACAUGCUGCACGCAGGCUGACACACACAGACAGAAGGCAGAACAGUACUGAGAGGAUACACGCUGUACGCAGGCAAACACACACAGACAGAAGGCAGAACAGUACUGAGAAGAUACAUGCUGCACGCAGACACACACACAGAGACACAGACACACUGAUGUCACACACAGACAGCAUAGAUAAAAGAAAAGGGCCCCUAUCGAUGGCAUAGAGAGAGAUAGAGUCACAAUGUAAACUCCAUUUGAAGGCUGGAGAAGCCACAAACAGAACAGUCAAAGUAAUAGGAUGAAAGGCUGCACUCUUCACUACUUGUUGUCAUGCAGCUAUCAUGUUAUAUCACUCUGUUUAGAAUAUCCUGUAAUGUAUAACUUCCUGAUUGAAGGUGAUUAUAUACUUUAAAAACUGUAGUGGACAACAGACAGAGAUCAGAGAGGUAACUGGUAGAGAUGCACAUCUGAGCAACUACUUAACUACUAGUCACUGAAGUUAGAAUCAUACAGUAGAUAUUAGCAUUAGGAGUCAGUUAGAAAGGUAAUCAUACAGUAGAUAUUACCAUUAGGAGUCAGUUAGAAAGGUAAUCAUACAGUAGAUAUUACCAUUAGGAGUCAGUUAGAAAGGUAAUCAUACAGUAGAUAUUACCAUUAGGAGUCAGUUAGAAAGGUAAUCAUAAGUAAGUUAAUACUAUAAGUAAAAGUUAAAAUCAUAUAUACUACAAUUACAGGUCAGACAGAAUUAAUUAGUUGAUUAAUUGAUUGUUUGGUGUCAUCAUUGAUAUCUGGUAUAGUUAGUUAAGAUGGCCGACUACAUCAACAAACAGGUGAUUGAAUUAAAAGAAGUUCAUGAAGAAAACCGGAACGGAGCAACGAGGAGCGUGAAGACUGAGACUCAUCUCUCAGGUACAAAGAAUAAUCUUUCUCUCUCUCACACACACACACACAGAUGCAGACAGGUAUGAACGCACAAACCGAACGCACACACGUAUUCUGGCACGUGCACACACACUAAUAGCACAUCAUAGAAAAGCGCUUGUUAAUUUUUUAUUGUUCUGUCUUCUCUGUGGUUCAGCUGGUACAGAGCCUGAGGUUUACAACCUGCUGGGGUCUCAUACACUAAAAUGCAUCAAUUCAAUAUUAUGUUUUACUUCAGUUGUUGGAACUAUGUACAACUAUUUAAUAAGAUCAAUUGAAAAUAAUAUUUUUAAACAACAACACAGUGGAUACCCCACCACUGUUUUUGGUAAACAGCUGAGGGGCUGGUAACCUGAAACAGGCUCUGUGCACCUGGUGACCUGCCCGCUUUUUUUUUUUUUCCCGCUCAGAGAAAUGUUUAAAAAAAUGUAAGUUGCAGAAAUGUAACCACUCUCAAAUUCAUAGACAGAGCUGGUACUGUAUGUAAUUCAUAGACAGAACUACAAUAUAUAUGACUGGUACAGUAUGUAAUUCAUAGACAGAACUAUAUAUGUCUGGUACUGUAUGUAAUUCAUAGCUACUGUAUGUAUGUCUGGUACUGUAUGUAAUUCAUAGCUAUAGUAUGUACUCAAGGACUGUCCAUCCAUGAGAACAAAAUGAUUGUUUUACCCAUCUGAGGUUACACAGUGUUUGUUAACAGUUCUGUGGUAGAACAAGCUUAUAUUUUGGGUCCUGAUGGGGUUGGAAAGUUAAACUAAGCUCAUGAGGCAUUUAUAAGUUACAUUCAUGAAGAAUGAAUGGAUAAAUAUCAUACAUUUCAAAGUCCCAAAAAUGUAAGCAGCAAUUGCAGAUAUCCUCUUUAAGUCAUUGUCACGAAUCCCGCCGAAGAUGGUGCCUCUUCGUCGCCGGGCCUACUAGCUGCCACCGAUCCCCUUUUCUGUUUCAUUUAGUUGUGUCUGAUUUAGUUGUACCUGUUUGGUGUUGAGGUUUAGGUUUUGGGCUUUAAACCCGGUAGGCCCGCCGGCUUUUCUGCUUGUUUUUCUGUUUAUGGUGUGUGAAUAUUUUGUGGAUUUCAUUUUUCCGAACAGUUUCGUCCUUGUUUGUUGGACUGGGUUUUUAUGCGCCCUUGUGUGUGUGGCGUGACCGUCUCUCUGUUUUUUGGAAAUAAACAAUCCACAUCUUUGUACUA